Molecule: messenger RNA, 1542 nt
Organism: Trichoderma citrinoviride
Lineage: Eukaryota; Fungi; Ascomycota; Sordariomycetes; Hypocreales; Hypocreaceae
Product: DUF300-domain-containing protein
Exons: 4
Coding region: 1-1542 (513 amino acids)
Biological process (GO): transport
Molecular function (GO): transporter activity
Source: RefSeq, a predicted model, not a curated record
AUGAUGAAUCUCACGUGCAACUCGACGUUGGAGGAAAUGAGGAUCUCUCCGGGAUCCGAGAUCAAGAUCGCCGGGCCUCUCAACUUCCACGACCUCGCCCGCGUCAUAUCCGCCGGCUGCACCCUCAUCGCCGUGGUGCUGAGUCUGUAUCUCAUCUUCAUGCACGCCACCCACUACACACAGCCCAAGGAGCAGCGACACAUCAUCCGCAUCCUCUUCAUGGUCCCCGUCUACGCCAUCUCCUCGUACAUGCAGCUGCAGUGGUACUGGCGCGCCACCUACUUCUCCGUCAUCUCCGACUGCUACGAGGCCUUUGCUAUCGCCUCCUUCUUCGGCCUGAUAUGCCAUUACUGCGCGCCCGACCUGCACACGCAAAAGGAGUUCUUCCGAGGCCUGCGCCCGGUCCAUCCCUGGGUCAUGCCCAUCAACUGGUUCGCCAAGUGCUGCGGCGGUGACCGAGGCCCGUGGCGCACCCCCAAGAGCGGCCUCACCUGGUUCAACAUCAUCUGGAUCGGCGUCUACCAGUACUGCUUCAUCCGCGUUGCCAUGACCGUGACGGCCGUGCUGACCGAGCACUAUGGCCGCUACUGCGAGAGCUCCAACUCUCCCAUUUUCGCUCACAUCUGGGUCCUCGUCAUCAACGCCCUUUCCGUCACCGUCGCCAUGUACUGCCUCAUCCAGUUCUACAUCCAGCUCGCCAAGCCCCUGGCCGAGCACAAGCUGUUCCUCAAGAUCCUCGCCAUCAAGCUCGUCGUCUUCCUGUCCUUCUGGCAGGCCUCGGCCAUUUCCGUCGGCACGUCGACGCUGAAAAUCGUCAAGCCCGGCGAAGUCCUCGCCUAUCCGGAUCUCAAGGUGGGCGUCCCGGCCCUACUGCUGUGCGUGGAAAUGGCCAUCUUUUCCAUGCUGCACAUCUGGGCCUUUCCCUACCAAGUCUACCGCCGCGGCGCCGCCUCGUCCUUCUACCCGAGCCCCGACGCGUCCAAGGGCACCAUUGGCCUGGAGAAGCCCGUUCUGCCCAACCGCGGCGGCUUCCUCGGCCUGCGGGCCCUGUGGGAUGCCAUGAACCUGUGGGACCUGGUCAAGGCCUUUGUCCGCGGCAUGCGCUGGCUCUUCUGCGGCAUCAAGAGGCGCAAGGAGGACGUCAGCUACAAGCUGGGCACCGCCAACGAGGAGGCGCUGAGCCUGAGCAACCUGCACGAGCCCAAGCCCGGCCAGGACGCAUACAACCCCGCGUUCGAGGACCCGACGGCCACCGCGUAUCACGGCGUUGGCGGAGGCGGCGUCAUGUCCCCGAUUGGCGACGAGAGAGUCGGCCUGAUCUACAACGCCCAGCCCAACCCCGACUCGAGCAUGGGCGCGUCACCGCCGUCAGCGUACGGCCAGAGCCAUCUACAACACGCGCAAGCAUAUUCAUACGACCCGCCUCCCUAUGGCGGCGCCGCACACGCGCAGUCACCCUACCACUCAUACGAUCAGUCGCCCCCACAACGACCAGCGCGGCCGUCCGAGCCGUACGGACAGGGAGAUUGGAGACAAGGUUGA